AUGGCACCAUCUCCGCGUAAAGCGCUCUCAAGCCUUGUCGGGCUAGCCGUCGCUGUUCAGGGCGCGGUGACGGGACGGAGUUAUACACCGGAAUGCGGCGGGCUUCAACGGCUCAUUAGGGUGCAACAUAAUCUCACCGCCAACGAGAGGGUCUUUCGCGCCUCCGCCCCGUACUACACCUCCAAGGACUCGGACCAGCACGUGACUCGAACCACGAUGGAUUGUCUCCGUGCGCGGGGCAUCACGCUCGUUAUUUCUCUCAACAGCAAGGCCAGCGACGAGUAUCUCAGAAACACCCUGACCCAGCAGGGGCUGGUCUAUCUGCCACUACCUGUCGAGGACUUCGGCGCCCCCACGCUGGACCAACUGGCUUUGGCGUGGGCUCUUUUUGUGAAGCAUCGCAAUGGCACGCUCGUGUGGUGCGGCUACGGACAUGGCAGGACGGGCACGUUGAUCACUUUCCUACAAAUGUCUGUCCAAGACGAGCUGGGGCAGAAACCUCGGUGGGGCGCUAAGGACUACAAAAGAAACAGCGUCGAGAUGACCGUUCAGAAUGCCUUGCUGGAUGAGGUGCAGUUUCGCCUGCGGCGUGGGCUGCGAAACAAUAUCAACGCUUCGAUACCGUCCACGUCUACUGCGUUGGUCGAGCUGCGCGUGAAAAAUGGAGAUUUCGACGGCAUUGACUGUCCUCAAGUCCUCCACGAUGCCUGGACGCAGAGCAGCAAGUCUAGCAGAAAGUAUAAGAGAACGCUUCCCGGAGAGGAGUGUAAGCGAGCCCGGGAAAUGUUGUUGCGCCACGAGUGUGGAGUUGAUGACUUCAGUCGUCCCGCUGCCACGCUCUAUUCGCCUGGGAAGAGCCUCGUCCUGUCGAGAAACGGCCAGGGCAACCUAGUUGUGAGGUCAUGGAACCGUGAUAGGUGGUCGGAGGGCUGGUCCAACUACGGAGGCUCACUUGCGGGCGACCCGGCCGUCAUGCUUAUCAGCAACGGCGACUUGCGUAUCUACGCACGCAGCGCUGACAACCACCUUUUGGCAUCGGGCAUAUAUAAUGGCAAAUGGAUCGACUGGGGGGACCUGGGUGGCGACAUUGCAGGCUCCCCUUCGGCUAUCUGGCUGGGCGCCGCGGGCAUCCGGGUUUACGCACGAGGUAGAGAAGGCCAGCUGCUUGAGAGGCGUUACCAGGGCAACCAAUGGCACGAGUGGAAAAAUCUAGGCGGCUACAUUUUUGGAGACCCUUCGGCUGUCUGGUUGGGCGCGGGCGCGGGCAUCCGGGUUUACGCAAGAAAUGGACAAGGCCAGCUGAUUGAGAAGAGUUACCAGGGCAAAGACUGGCACGACUGGAAAAAUCUAGGCGGCCAAAUUAGCAGCUCGCCGGCGGCCAUCUCCAGCAACGCUGAAAACAUCCGCGUCUACGCUCGCAACCAUGCCGACGAACUCGUCGAGCUGUCGUAUGAGAAGCGUCGCUGGCUGAAAAAUUGGCGAAAUCUUGGAGGGGAAAUAACGGGCUCGCCCGGCGCCGUGCUCUUGGGCGAUGGCGUACGCGUUUAUGCUCGCAGCGCAACUGGCAAUCUCCUCGAGAGGGGCUAUUGGCACAAUAAAUGGCAGGAUUGGAAAAACCUGGGUCGGAACGACUGUGACGGACAGAAGUCGGAGUUGAGGGAGGAGUUGUGA
This is a messenger RNA of Metarhizium album ARSEF 1941, 1671 nucleotides long. RefSeq lists its product as uncharacterized. Bases 1 to 1671 code for a protein of 556 amino acids. The transcript has 2 exons. NCBI's taxonomy places the organism in Eukaryota, Fungi, Ascomycota, Sordariomycetes, Hypocreales, Clavicipitaceae. The record is from RefSeq and is a predicted model, not a curated record.